This is a messenger RNA of Mastomys coucha (southern multimammate mouse), 4188 nucleotides long. RefSeq names its product trans-L-3-hydroxyproline dehydratase (gene L3hypdh). Bases 180 to 1244 code for a protein of 354 amino acids. The transcript is spliced from 5 exons. The record is from RefSeq and is a predicted model, not a curated record. Gene Ontology annotation, molecular function: hydro-lyase activity. Lineage: Eukaryota; Metazoa; Chordata; Mammalia; Rodentia; Muridae.
CGAGGCCCGCCCCUGCUUGCUGUGUGUCUAACUCAGAAGCCCGCUAGCUUGGGCGCGCCCAGGCUAAGAUUCCAGGCGCUUGUCGUUGGGUGGUCUCCGCUCGCCGGCUUGGCCCUGAGAUUGCCACCCUGCUUGGAGAGAGCACCACGGUGCUGUGCGGCAGUCCCUGGACGCAGACAAUGGAGGCGGCGGUGGCAGUGACCCGGCUGCCCCCGCAUGACCCGAAGACGCCGGCACUGUCCGUGGUGGACAUGCACACAGGCGGCGAGCCUUUGCGCAUCGUGCACGCCGGAUGUCCAGAGGUGGCUGGGCCCACGUUGCUGGCCAAGCGGCGCUACAUGCGUCAACACCUCGACUACGUACGUCGGCGGCUCGUGUUUGAGCCCCGCGGCCACCGGGACAUGUACGGGGCCAUCCUGGUGCCCAGUGAGCUGCCCGACGCGCACCUAGGCGUCCUGUUCCUGCACAACGAAGGCUACAGCUCCAUGUGCGGCCACGCGGUGCUGGCGCUGGGCCGCUUCGCUCUGGACUUCGAGCUGGUACCCGCUCCCCCAGAAGGCGCCCGGGAGGCCCGGGUCAACAUCCACUGCCCGUGUGGGCUGGUGACCGCCUUCGUGGAGUGUGAAGGAGGCCGCAGUUGCGGCCCCGUGCGCUUCCACAGCGUCCCAGCCUUUGUCCUGGCCUCAGACCUCACAGUGGAUGUGCCUGGCCAUGGAAAGGUAGUGGUGGACAUUGCCUAUGGUGGGGCAUUUUAUGCAUUUGUUAGUGCAGAAAAAUUAGGACUUGAUGUGUGUUCUGCGAAGACAAGGGACCUUGUGGAUGCAGCGAGCGCAUUGACAGGAGCAGUGAAAGCGCAGUUUAAAAUCAACCAUCCUGAGAGUGAAGACCUUGGUUUUCUGUAUGGAACUAUCGUGACAGAUGGGAAAGAUGCUUAUAGUGAGGAGCCCACCACCAACAUCUGCGUGUUUGCAGAUGAACAGGUCGACAGAAGCCCCACCGGCUCGGGAGUGACAGCCAGAAUUGCUCUGCAGUAUCAUAAGGGGCUUCUGCAGCUGAACCAGACCAGAGCCUUCAAAAGCAGCGCCACUGGCUCGGUGUUCACGGGCUGUGCUGUGCGGGAAGCGAAGUGUGGAGAUUUCAAAGCUGUCAUAGUGGAAGUUGCAGGACAAGCCCAUUACACGGGGACAGCAAACUUGACAGUAGAAGACGAUGACCCAUUAAAGGAUGGCUUUCUUCUCAAGUGACUUUUUUUUUUCUUAAGUUUUAAAGGUUUUGCUUAGAAAAUAAUUACCUUUAAAUGAUGUUUUCUCUGUGUUAUGUGCAAACCAGUAUCCAGUUACACUUAUAGGCUAAUUUUUAUACGUUCUUAAACAAUAUGUUGUGUCUAAAUAUAAGGUAUUAUACUUCCUAUUUGGCAUCCUUUUGAGCAUAAAUGUCACUAAUGGGGCAAACACAGUGCUAAGAAUCCAGAAACUUUUUAAUCAUGGGUAUACAAGGCAAAAUUAAAACACAGUUACUUAAUCUAUGCUAUGGAAAUGACAAUACUUAUAAGUUCUUUGAAUGCUAGCUUCAGCUAUAGACCACACAAUAAUAAAUGUUGUGAGUUUGUUAUUUUAAUGUUCCGGUUUGAGUAAAAUAAAGCCAUCCAUAAGCUUCAUGCUCACAGAGGUGGGUUAUUAUAAUGUUCUCAAUACCUGGCAUAAAUAAUCUUGGAAGGAUCAAAAGGAGUCAACUUCUUUGACAGGCAUUGUUAGAGCUGCUGCUGGAGUUUUGGUUUUGCUACGAAGCCUUCAUUAUUUACAACAACUGGUACCCAAGUGCCACAAAGUCACCAAGUAAUGCUGCAAAGACCAACUGGUAACUGGAUUUUUGCUAUCUCUUUAGAUGAUACUAUUUGGCUUGGGGUGGUAUUUUACUUGUGUUUUCAGUUGGUUGUUUUUCCUUUGGUUCUUUUACUGGUUCUAGGAAUUGAUUCUACAACCUCAUGCUACAUUAUUGAAAUACAAGUGUGAAGUAAAAAUCUUUAAGUCUUUGCAGUGAAAUUGAUCUCAUGCCCUAUCGGCUGAUCUUGACUGGAGCCUUGUUCUUCACUGACAGGGCCCUGAGGAGGAAAGUCUAGAACAUAGAUAAAGGCAGGCUCAGGGGGUAUUGCAUAAGCCAUGCUUUAUGCUAAGCAAGUUUACUAAAAAGUACAUUGUCUUAUAAUGCUAUUUGUAGGAGGGAAAUGCUGUUUGUGUAGCAGAAAGCUCUCAUCCAAUGGGACAAAGUCAGCAGGAUGCUAACUAAGCAGUGCUACACAAAAGCAGCACAAGAUACCCCAGGGCAUCACAAUCUAAGCACACAGAGUCCCUGGGAUUGCUAACUCUAGAGUCUUCAAUGAGGAAAGCCAAGUUGCCAGGAUCUGAAACUUUUAACUCCUUCCAGGGCCUGGCCCCAGUCCCAGACUGGACUUUCCCAAGUUUGUCCCUGGGCAGGAAUACAGACUGAGUUCCUGUUGUCUUUUCACGGGGGCUUUUGGGGAGCCUUGGAUCAGCCUGGCUCUCAACAAUCACCUGCUUGCCAGAUUUUGAACAUGAAGAAAUCUCGUUUCUGGCAUUCCAAGUAAUCCCAUUAAUACUUACCUUUGAGCCUAUUAAACACACACACACACACACACACACACACACACACACACAAUGCUUGAAAGCCAGGUGUGGAGACACAUGCCUGUAAUCCCAGCACUUGGGAGGUGGAACCAAGAAUAUUGUAAAGUUUGAGGUCAGGCCUUGUCUUUUAAAAAUAAAGUGGAUCAUUGUCUGCCAUCCUAAACUGAAACAUAUACUGUGGUGCCUUUUGAAAACUUGGUAUCCCUUCUGUGAGGUAUGUAACGUACUUCAGUUCUGAGCACAUUAGAUACUGAAUUAAUCCAUGUUAAGUAGUGGUCUCACUCAGCAAGCCUUCAUUGACCCAUAUUUUGGGGGGUCUAAAACUUUAUUAUAUAACCUAAUGAAAAUUAUAAAAUAAAUAUUUCUUAUUUCCCCAUUACCCCCAAGUAGUUGUGGUUUUGUGUCAAAACCAUGGCUUACUUCAAAGGUCAAAGAGGCACUCUUAUUAACUCAGUGUGACUAAAUUUCCAGAUUAGUGGAUGUGCUGUAUUUAAAGAAAUAAAAGUAGAAUCACUAUUUUCUCUUAAUCUUGUGUCACAUUAAUAAGACCAAACACAUACACACCCUUUACUUGAAAACAGCACACUGUUGUUGGUAUGCCAUGGCUUCCAAGGGUGUAGAACUUUAUCCAUGACAGUUAGGAAUCCUCAGUUCUUGGUGGUAAUAAAGAAUAGAUGGCUUAUGGUGGUUUUCCUUCUUGUGUCAGAAUUGUGUCAACAUAGUUCAUUCUCCACUAACUGCCUCAGGGUAGAGCCCUCUGCCUCACCUGUGGGCUGCCGUGGCUUCAUCCCAUUUGUAUAUAUGGCAAGAAGAUACUGGGCAAGCGUGUUGGAUCACUCAUGAAUCACAUGGCUCGUAAAGUCAGUCCAGAGGCUGUGUGACUCCAACAGAAUAGAAAUGCUUAACAUCCGACACUCUAAUCUAUCCUAUCCUUCCCUCUGCUCCCUGCAACCCAGUCCAUCUCAAGGCUUACUGAUGUCAAGAGACUGGAGCAUCCACCUCCUUCCCCUCGGUGGCACUGCCCCUGAGUGUUUAAAUGUAUUCAUCUAAAAAUGAUAAAACAAGCUAUCUUGUCUGUCUUUUAGCGUGCUUCCACCCCAACGUCUCCCCUUGGAAUUCAAGCUUCUAGAUACACUUUCCUCCUGUAUCCAACCACUGUCUGGUUUCUGUGUCAUUACUCUCUAGAAACUGCUUGGCCUGUUGGAUAGAACGGUUACCACAGGGUUCAUCACACCCUGACUGUGCUGGCUCUUUGUACUCAAGUGUGGUACCUGUGAGAGCAGAAUUCCUAACUCUGUGGUGCAAGGGUCAUCCCCACACUGACUCACUGAGGCUCCCUAGACCAUUGGGUUGAUACUCAGUCCCCAACUGCAUGUGAUACUGCAACUGUGUGGGCCACAGUCCAUACCCUCUUCUUGUUCCAAAUCUAGAUUCUUUAAGAAUUGGGCCACCUUUCAGCCCUCAAAAGCCACUCACUGUAUACUGUUCCUCCGUAGAGCAAUGUUCAUACUUCUAUGUAACCAUUCUACUAAAGUCUUAAAAU